AUGGAAGAACAAGAAGAUCUCUAUGUCGUUGAAUCGAUUUUGGAUAAGAAAUUCUCCACUGCUCAAAACUGCUGGACUUAUCUAGUCAAAUGGCAAGGAUAUAACAAAGAAGAUAGCACUUGGGAGCCAGAGGAAAACUUAGUCUAUAUUCCAAAAAUUCUCAGCGCGUUUAAUAAAGAGUAUGAAGCUAAAAUCGCUAGGGAAAAGAAAAAGAAGCAAAAAAAGCUUGAUAACUUACUCCUAUCCCUAUUUAAUAGCAAGUACUAUAUACAUAAAAUGGCGUAUGGCGACCGACCCUCUCAGUCGUGGUUACCCAUGUAUAUCCGGGCAUGGUUUUUGGAGCCAGGAGUUGGCCCAGCAACGUUUGGGACCUCGAAGCGAGAGGUCUAAGCACAGAGACCGCUGUUUUUGUGACCGAACCCAUGGGCAGUUACUCGUGACUUCUUUUUGCCAGCAGCGCUCAGCCCAGUGAGUGCCCGAAAUGAGGCAGGGCGAAUUACCUGCCUAAGCUGCUUUUGUGGCUCGCCCCGAAUGGCGAAAGCUCUUGAAUUCUUUCUUGGGAUGACCGGAAAAGAGGGGAAGGCGAGUUAGACAUCUAAACGGGAGUCUCUCCAGUUAAAAGGUGCCCUUCAAUGGGCAGAUCUGGCGGACGACGCGGCAGUGUUGGCGUAAACUUAGGCGACGAUCCAAGUUGGAAAUGGAGGCGGUCAGCAAAGACGGUAUGACACGUCCCUUGACUUUCACCUCUACCGAGAAACCAUGUUUCGGCCCGGGCUUGGUGAACGCUCUGCCACCAUACGGGAAACCGUAGAAUGCUUCCUCGGACGAAGCAGGGACUUAAAAUACCCAGCGUAAUCUUAAUCUUAAUCUUAAUAGCAAGUACUUUAUUAGCUUAUCAUUAAUAGGGUAAAUUUGUAAACAAUAUCUUUAAUAAAAUAUUUUUAUUAAAAGCGUUAAAAUGUAUAUCCCUUGUGCUUUUUGGGCACAAGUAAACUGUCCAUACAGAUGGGCCAGUUUCGUAUCCCAGAAUUGGGAAAAAACGAAACUGGCUCAGUAUGGGUAGUAUGCUUGUGCCCAAAAAGGCACAAGGGACUAUAUUAAUAGAAUUAGCUGAGAUUUAACUUAUAAAUGAUUUUUGUUAGUUUUUUAUCCGUGAAGUAUUCCUGACUGUUGGAAUGUCUUCUGGAAUGCCUGCUAGACAAGAUGGCUACUGACGUCACCAAUCAACGAUUUUAAAAGGGUGGGCAAUGCAUGCCUAAAUUUUUCUGCUGAAGUAAGAAUACACUUUAAAAUCUAAAUAAUAAGUAGGGUUGAAUUUUUAUAAAUAUUUUAAAAAAUUAUCCAUAAAAUAUUUUGAUUUAUCAAAGAAUUAAUGAGUAAAGCAGAAUAAAUCAAUAUUUCAUUUAGAAGUGGUCAAAUAUAUUAUUAGCCAUUUAAUUGAACUAAAAAUUCAUAAAGAUAAAAAAUUAUAUUAAUGUUCAUUAUUAAAGUUUCUAACUCCCCAUCCUUAAUUGAAAUGAUCUGCAUCGUUUAACAAGAAUGGGGUUUAAAAUAUUUUGGAAAAAAAAUAUUUUUUGAUAGCCCCGUAAUUGCUAUACAUCAGUGUUUCCAUAUAAAAGAUUUUCUCACUAAAUUAGCAUAGGUAUUGCAAUAUAUUAUCAAAUGUGCUAAAAGUCGCAUUUAAAAUGCUUACUCCCCUGCCCGCCGUGAGCGAGCAAAACAAUUGGAAAAAAUCCCUAUUUUUUUGGCCAAAAACCCACCCUCCAUGAGCGAACAAAAAUUUUUGAUAUAUAAGUGAUAAUUAUGAACAAAAGUUUUAGCUAAUUCUGUUGACCUUUAAAAAGUUUGCAUUUUAAAACUUAAAUUUUGAAAUUAAAUUAAAGUUUAAAAAUAACAUUUUACUAUAAAAAUUAUAUUUAUUUUUUUCAAAGAAGUAACCCCUCCGUGAGCUGUUCGCUCUCGGAGGAGGGGGAGUUAGAAUUAUUUAUAGUGUGAAAUAUCUCUAAAAUUAAUUAUUAUAAAAAAUAGGUAGUUAGGUUUAAGGUAGGGCGGGGAAUCGGAUUUAUACUUGCUAAUAUGAAAAUAAUCCUAUUUAGCAAAUUUUCGAUGCUUGAUAAGAAUUGGAAUGGGAGUAAGGCGCGAAAAAAGCUGACGAUUUUGUUCUCUAUUGAAUGGAGGUUUAGCAGAAAAGCAAAAAAGCACUCAAAAAUUAAAGUCUGAGAUAGUCGCUCAUACUUCAAAAGAAGCACAUAAAGCUAUGAAAACCUUAGAUAAAAUUGACAAAGAAGAUGUUCCAGUAAAGAAGCAAAAAGUAGAGAGUACCCCUCAAGCAAGUGUAAGAGAAGCUCCAAAUCCCCCUAAAACUUACACAAACAUAAAAGAAACCCCUAGCCCUCAAAACCCACCAAAAACUCCUACAAACUCAAAUUACACUUAUAAUAAAAUCCAAAAUGGCCUAGCAAAGCCACCGCCAAAAGUCUAUUCAAGGCCCACAAAUAAUAUUGCUUCUGCUUUUAAAUCAUCUUUAGAAGAAAAAUCUCAAGAAAAUGAAAUGGAUAUAGAUGAAGAUCAUACAAAUAGCUCUAAAAUAAUCGAUGAUCCAAUCAACAAUCGAGAUACAAUUCAUGAAGCAGAUGAAGGUGGCAAUGAAGAGAGCAUCCCAGAGUUUAACUUCUUGAAAAAUAUUCAGAGAAGAAAAGGAGAUUUAAAAUUAGACCAGCCAGCGAAAAUAAUAGGUAAUGUUUUAAUUAAUUUUUUAUAUGAUUUUCUUCAAGUCCAUUAUUAAUUAAAAUAAUUUAUUGUAAAUUUUUUUAAAUAAAAUUUUAAAUUGGGAAAUUGAGAAUUCCGAAAAUAUUAGGAUGUAGACAAGAAAAAAGCUCUAUUUGAUAUGCUGUUAUGUUUAAAAAAAGAAGAGAUGGGUCAAUUCCUUCUCCUAAUGUCUACACCCAUGAAGAGCUGGUAAAACAAGUUCCUUAUUUGCUCAGUGAAUAUUUGAUUGAUAAAGCUACUGUUUUAAAUUUAACGUAG
This is a messenger RNA of Blepharisma stoltei, 3027 nucleotides long. Lineage: Eukaryota; Ciliophora; Heterotrichea; Heterotrichida; Blepharismidae. The record is from the annotation of a GenBank genome assembly.